Molecule: messenger RNA, 1124 nt
Organism: Amblyraja radiata (thorny skate)
Lineage: Eukaryota; Metazoa; Chordata; Chondrichthyes; Rajiformes; Rajidae
Product: epigen-like
Exons: 5
Coding region: 85-573 (162 amino acids)
Biological process (GO): positive regulation of mitotic nuclear division; epidermal growth factor receptor signaling pathway; positive regulation of cell population proliferation
Molecular function (GO): epidermal growth factor receptor binding; growth factor activity
Source: RefSeq, a predicted model, not a curated record
AAUACUGCUCUGUCAGCUUGUCCCAACACAACAGAGGCAAACAGCAGCCAGCAGCAGCUCGAGAGGUGCAGAGACAAUCAGAGAAUGGAAUCGGUGGCAAGUGUCUACAUAUUCAGCGUUCUUGCUCUGGCUGCGGCUGUGAGUGACCCCACUCUGACCCCUGGCCCGGUGACCCGACCGACAGUCAUCGCCCCGCACAACCAGUCCAGGGUCCAGGAGACGCACCACGGAAAUCCCAGUCCCCCCAUGGCGCUGAGCUCGAAAACGUCCUGUCUUCAAAGUGACCAAGAUUAUUGUAUGAACGGCAUUUGUCAAUAUCACGAAAACUCCGACCUGGUCACAAAAUAUCGUAUCUGCGUCUGUCAUCCGGGAUACUCGGGGUCACGGUGUCAAUAUGCACCAUUGUCAACACGCACACUGGAGAAGUCGGAACGCUACCUGUACAUUGCGGUGGGGAUUGGGAUCGGACUGUCGCUCAGUGGGCUCGCCGUCGUGCUGUUUUACUGCUUGCGGUGGAGGGCCCAGAAACGUAAGAUGAGGUACGGUGCGUGUCCGAGGCAGGCAAAUGUUUGACGACUCUGGUGGAUGACCCUGGCCCUCUGGUCUGAUCAGCUGACCCACCGACGGAAACCGGCAGCCCAGAACCGCGAGGAAUUCUGCAACUGUACAUUACACUAAACAACCCAAGAAUGAAUCACACUUCAGGCACCUCUCCCGGCCUUUGUUAAUCCACCCCGGCAAAGUCUUACAAGCUAACUGGGAAAAGUCCGUUCAAUGCUCCAUUCCAUGCCGACUCAAUGUGGACCCAAGUGUUCAUGACUUGCAUCAACGAUGUGGAUGACAGGACCAAGUAUCAUCUGUACAAGUCUUGCAGUGCUCGGUGGCAUUGUGAGGAGGCAGGAGGAGGUGAAGAGGCUUCGUGGAGGGAAUGGCCAAGGGUGUGGUGGGUGGAGGAUAAUGACGGAUAUCAUCCACUUUGGUGCAUAUUGAGGGAAGUUUUCAUUGAAACUCAACGAAUACUGAAAGGCCUGGAUAGAGUUGAUGUGGAGAGGAUGUUUCCACUAGUGGGAGAGUCUAGGACCAGAGGAGGUUUACGAGAAUGAUCCCAGGGAUGAUUGGGUUAA